AUGAGCGGCAGCGCCGAGGCCGAUCCGGCUCCCGCGGCCCCUCCGGCCGCCCCCGCGCCGCCCGCCGCGGCCGCCGACAGCAAGCCCAGCCCCGCCGCCCUCGGCAGUGCCGGUACCGGGGCCGCCCCAGGCGCGGUGGGCGCUGUGGCGCGGGGAGCCGAGGGCGGAGCGGCCGGCGGGAGGGGGCCUGUGCCGGUCUCGGCGGGGGUGGCAGCGGCUCCCAGCGAAGGGGCGAUGUCCAACGGCGUCUACAUGCCGCCCAGCGCGGCCAAUGGCGACGUGAAGCCGGUGGUGUCCUCCACGCCGCUGGUGGAUUUCCUGCUGCAGCUGGAGGAUUACACUCCCACGAUCCCAGACGCCGUCACUGGAUACUACCUGAACCGGGCAGGCUUCGAGGCCUCGGACCCCCGAAUCAUCCGCCUGAUCUCGCUGGCAGCACAGAAGUUCAUCUCUGACAUCGCCAACGAUGCUCUGCAGCACUGCAAGAUGAAGGGCACUGCCUCGGGCAGCUCCCGCAACAAGAGCAAGGACAAGAAGUACACCCUGACCAUGGAGGACCUGACGCCGGCGCUGGCUGAGUACGGCAUCAACGUGAAGAAGCCUCAUUACUUCUCGUGAGGAGGAAGCAGGGAGGGGGCUGCUGUGUGCCAAUAAACACUUGGGGGGCUGCAGUGCCCUCUGUGCC
Messenger RNA from Indicator indicator, 685 nucleotides. It is a transcript of the gene TAF10, whose product is annotated as TATA-box binding protein associated factor 10. Lineage: Eukaryota; Metazoa; Chordata; Aves; Piciformes; Indicatoridae. Gene Ontology annotation, biological process: transcription initiation at RNA polymerase II promoter. The transcript is spliced from 5 exons. Gene Ontology annotation, molecular function: promoter-specific chromatin binding; RNA polymerase II general transcription initiation factor activity. Bases 1 to 618 code for a protein of 205 amino acids. The record is from RefSeq and is a predicted model, not a curated record. Gene Ontology annotation, cellular component: transcription factor TFIID complex; SAGA complex; nucleus.